Messenger RNA from Leptomonas pyrrhocoris, 1224 nucleotides. RefSeq lists its product as hypothetical. Lineage: Eukaryota; Euglenozoa; Kinetoplastea; Trypanosomatida; Trypanosomatidae. Gene Ontology annotation, cellular component: mitochondrial matrix. Bases 247 to 1224 code for a protein of 325 amino acids. Gene Ontology annotation, biological process: DNA damage response; fatty acid metabolic process. The transcript has a single exon. The record is from RefSeq and is a predicted model, not a curated record.
AGCGAAAAACUGUGUGUGCGGUAAGGGGAACUGCAGAUUAAAGCUGCAGGAUUACAGAGACGACCCCAGCUUUCGCCUCCGUGGACAACAGCCCCCUUUUUCUUCUUUCUGUAUUUGCCACCAAAUAGCAACCGCAAAAACACCCUCGUUCUGCUCUUUUUUUUUGCUCUCUAUCGUCGAGCAGAGUUUCAACUCUGCAUUCUAAGGUCAGGCACACCAAAAACAGCAGCAAUAGUACUAGUAAUAAUGUCCCUUACUUCCAAAUUUAUCGGUGGGAUGAAGCACCUGUUGAAAGGGGGUAGUGUCAAGUACCUUGCUGCUGGUGAGCCGUAUUGCCCGUUUGGCGAGGAAUUUGGGUUGACGGUAAUUCCUGAAUAUCUUUUGGAAGAUGACCUAAUGAAGCUCCGCAGAGGCUACGUCGACGUCUACACACGCAACUCGGACCACAUUGUCCUCAACGAUGGCCGCUUUCAGCUGCCGCCGCUGCCCCCUAGCUCCUUCCUGCCGCUCGUGGAACGCCUUGAGCAGGAUGAUAUUGUGCCCAAAGGGUGGCUCAACAAUCAGACAGCCAAUCUGUACGAACCGGGCGACUUUAUUCGUGCCCACAUCGACAACCUUUUUGUGUACGACGACAUUUUCGCCAUCUGCUCGCUUGGCAGCAACGCUUUGCUGCGUUUGGUGCACGUCCAGAACGGCGAGGAGCUGGAUGUGAUGGUGCCUGAUCGCUCCGUGUACAUCAUGUCUGGGCCUGCGCGAUACGUGUACUUCCACAUGGUGCUUCCCGUUGAGGCCCAACGAUUUUCCCUUGUGCUUCGCCGCUCCAUCAUCGACUCGGACGGCGGUUUCCGCCCGAUUACGACUCCGAUUGGGGAUAUCAUGCCGUACAAAGCGACGCGAAUACUGAACGCGCUGUACAGCAGACAAGUCGGUGGCGUACGGGUGACGGUGGAUGAUGACUUCUUAGAACACGCCGACAUUGGGGCCUUUGACACGUCGAGAUGGGUAAAGCGUCUGCACCCGCUGCGUGACUGGUCGUUGCUGCGGCAGCUGGACGAGGACGAGGCCCGCAUUGAGGAGCUGCGAGAGAAGCGUUUCAUUGACGUGGACUUUAGCUGGCGGUACAAGGAGCUGCGCGAGUAUUACAAGGCGAUGGAGGAGUCUUUGUUGGCACCGCAUGCUACCCCUGCUACCCCUGCUACACCGCACGUAGACACCAAAGGCUGA